GUCAUUCCUUUGUGAAAAAAAGCAUAAAUAUCACUGUAAUCAGAACAUUAUUCAUAUAUAUCGGCAGAUUGAUUCUCUCUGCAUUUUGAUAUUGAAUAUUAGGUAUAAAGAAUUAUUAGGAUGUUAGGGAAAAUAUGUGUUCGUUUCUUGGCUUUUCUUGUUCUCUUGUUACAGCAUGGAUUGAUCUGCGAGUCUCAAGCGGACAUCGGCAAUUUUGUGAAAACAAAUGGAGUCUAUUUUAUGAAGAACGGUAAGACUAUGUACUUGAAUGGCUUCAACGCGUACUGGUUGAUGAUGAUGGCGAGUGACCCGUCGGCCAGGACCAAGGUCUCCACCACCUUUCAACAAGCAUCAAAGUAUGGCAUGAAUGUUGCCAGAACUUGGGCUUUCAACGAUGGUGGUUACAAUUCUCUUCAGUCUUCUCCCGGAGUGUACAACGAAAACAUGUUCAAGGGAUUGGACUUCGUGAUUGCAGAAGCUAAGAAAUAUGGGAUACAUUUGAUACUGGGUUUGGUGAAUAACUUCAAAGAUCUUGGUGGCAAAGCACAGUAUGUUCAGUGGGCAAAGGAACAUGGACAGCAAGUGACAGACGAAAAUGAUUUUUACAUAAACGCACUUGUCAAACAGUACUACAAGAACCAUAUCAAGACUGUGCUCACAAGAAUAAACACAAUAGCUAGGGUGGCAUAUAAAGAUGAUCCAACCAUCUUUGCUUGGGAGCUCAUUAAUGAACCCCGCUGCACCACUGACUCCUCCGGAAAGCAAAUUCAGAGCUGGGUGGAAGAAAUAGCGGCAUACUUGAAGUCCAUUGAUCAAAACCAUCUGCUGGAUAUAGGGUUAGAAGGAUUUUAUGGAAAUUCAGUACCUUCAAGGAAGCAGUACAAUCCCAAUACAGCUAUUGUUGGUACUGACUUCAUUUCCAACAAUCUAGUCAAACACAUCGAUUUCGCCACUAUUCACAUUUAUCCUGAAGGAUGGUUACCAUAUCCAACUGAGGCAGCCCAAGCUGCUUUUGUGGAUAAGUGGAUCCAGUCCCAUAUCCAAGACAGUACCUCUGUGCUUAAGAAACCACUGGUGAUAGGGGAGUUUGGAAAAUCUUGGAAGUUCCCUGGAUACACAUUGCAGAAGAGGGAUGCCUAUUAUGGGAAGGUGUACAAUGCAAUAUAUACAAGUUCUAAAAGUGGGGGCCCAUUGGUUGGUGGGCUUUUUUGGCAACUCCUGGCCCAAGGAAUGGAAAGCUGGGGUGAUGGCUAUCAAGUUGUCUUGCAAAAAAGCCCUACAACUGCAGGUGUCAUUGGCCUUCAAUCUCGCCGGCUAUGGUCUUUAUCGCACUAAAGAAAAUCAAAAGACACUGUUAUUUAGUGUCGAUGAGCACUAUAUACAUCCCAUUUUUAAUUAAGUACACUCCGAUGAUGAGGUUUCUUAGAAUAACAUCAGGAUUGAUAUACAAUAGUUGUUACUCUUUUUUCUUUUUUCAAUUUUUUCAGUAAGGAAAGAAAUGAGCCUGCAGAUCAUGCUCAUCUCUUACAAUGGAAAUGAAAAUCCAUCCAGUGGGUAAACAAACUUUGUGCAGUAAGGAAAGAAAUGAGCCUGCAGAUCAUCCUCAUCAUGGCGUUUAGGAAGGGAAGUGAAUUUGUAUUCCUCUUUUUCCAGAUCAAAAGAAAGUAACUUCUCCCCAUGAAUAUUAUGUGCGGAUGAAUAAGAAGUGGUAGUGACUAUUCUCCAGUGUAUGUCUCCAUGAGCAGGCACAGCUUGUGCAUCUGGAAUAACAGGAGGUAUAGCUGCGAUUUUUCGCCAAGUGAUACUGCCUAAGGUCUAGAUUUUAGUCACCACGCUAUUUGAGAUGGACUUGUAAUCACCCCAGCCUUCUACAUUGUACAUAUGAACAAUCUUGUACUCAUUUGUUGCAAUAUCAAACCCCAGACAAAAGGUGUUUAUGACGACCUCAUCUCUCCAAUAAUCAUCAGGCCCAGGGGAUCCCCGUCGUUCUGACGGAGCAGGUGGCAGUAUUAACGCUUCUUCUCUGAGAGGAUUGUAAAGAAAAACUCUCUCUUUACAACUUUUGCUUCCAAAUAAAAACAACCCAUAACCAA
Tripterygium wilfordii is the source of this 2093-nucleotide messenger RNA. Its product is annotated as mannan endo-1,4-beta-mannosidase 4-like. The transcript has 5 exons. The coding region runs from base 121 to 1335 and encodes 404 amino acids. Gene Ontology annotation, molecular function: hydrolase activity, hydrolyzing O-glycosyl compounds. The record is from RefSeq and is a predicted model, not a curated record. NCBI's taxonomy places the organism in Eukaryota, Viridiplantae, Streptophyta, Magnoliopsida, Celastrales, Celastraceae.